Molecule: messenger RNA, 1551 nt
Organism: Gossypium arboreum
Lineage: Eukaryota; Viridiplantae; Streptophyta; Magnoliopsida; Malvales; Malvaceae
Exons: 1
Coding region: 1-1551 (516 amino acids)
Source: RefSeq, a predicted model, not a curated record
AUGCAAGAGCAGCUGGCUAAAAUCCAGCAGGAAAUGAGAGACCAAAUGCUGGAGUCCCAGAGAAACAUGCUAGAAUCACAAAAUAGCAUGAUAAGCCAGCUGACACAGCUGUUUAAAGGAGGGUCUGACAAAGGAAAAGGCCCUAUGGUUGACACGAGAAAUGACAAUGAGGAUUCCGCUUGUCCUACAAGUUUUGCGCCAGCAAACAUGCAAACACAACCACCAAGGGUGUCUGUUAAUGUCCAACCUCUUUAUCAAACUGGUACCUCGGCACCAGUAAACUUCCCAGCGGGAUCGAGCACCAACGCUAAGGAUAAUCUAGCAAACCCCCAGGUCCCUGACUUCGACGACGCAGCAGAGGUGGAAAAAGAAAAAACAGAACUGCCCAAACAAAUGGAGGACCAAUAUAAAUGGUUGGUGGAGAAGUUCAAGGCGUUGGAAAGUGUUGAUAAUUACUGCGGAAUGGAUGCCAGAGAGUUGAGUCUAGUCCCAGAUUUGGUAUUACCUCCCAAGUUCAAAAUACCAGAAUUUGAAAGAUACAACGGAACUAGUUGCCCUGAGGCUCACAUCAAGAUGUUUUGUCGGAGAAUGACGGGUCAUGUCAAUAAUGAUCAGUUGUUGAUUCACUAUUUUCAGGAUAGUUUGGCUGGGGCUGCGGCCAAAUGGUACAAUCAGUUGAGUCGUACCCAAGUUAAGUCAUGGAAGGACCUAGCUCAAGUCUUCAUGAAGCAGUACGGCCAUAUAACAGAUAUAGCACCGGACCGGAUCACACUCCAGAAUAUGGAGAAGAAGCCAAGCGAAAGCUUUCGACAGUAUACUCAGAGAUGGAGAGAGGUCGCUACACAGGUCCAACCACCGUUGCUAGAAAAAGAAACAACCAUGCUCUUUAUCAAUACAUUAAAGGCGCCUUUCAUUACUCAUAUGUUAGGUAACGCAACCAAGAGCUUUGCAGACAUAGUAAUGUCUGGCGAAAUGAUAGAAAAUGCCAUAAGAUUAGGUAAGAUAGAAGUCGGGGAGAACACGAGAAGGUCAGCCCCGAAGAAAAGAGAGAAUGAAGUAGGUAAUGUGAGCUCAGGCUACGCAAAAUCGGCCACUGUUAAUCAGUCAAGGGCUAUAGUCACAGGCCAGCAGGCCUCACCAAGGCGGGAGCCUAACAUGAGACAGAAUACAGAGAAGUUUCAAUUUACUCCCAUACCAGUGACAUAUAGGGAGUUGUACAAAAGUCUAUUUGAUGCACAUGUAGUGGCUAUUUUCCACUUAGAGCCGUUGCAGCCCCUAUACCCUAAGUGGUACGAUGCAAAUGCUCAGUGCGAAUACCACGCAGAGAUUACGGGGCGCUCGAUAGAAAACUGUACCUCAUUCAAAAGGUGCGUGGAAUGGCUUAUCAAAGCAGGUGUUCUAAAAUUUGAUGAUACACCUGGUAUAGGAAAUCCGUUGCCCAGUCAUACUGAUAAAGGGGUAAACGCGAUAAUUGAGAAUGUGGGGAGAAAAGUCAAGCUGAAUAUCACAGAGGUGAGAACCCUAUUGAAGCUAGUUUGGAAUGAAAUGUAG